AUAAAUCAAUUAUGCAUCAGUUUACGCCCCGGUCCGUUGCAGUUACAGCAAUCAAAGAUUGACCGCACUAGCUUAAGCCAUCUUCCUCAAUUAUUAGCGAUAAAUUUCAUUAGCUUAGUAGCAGGUAGAGUUCCCGCAUUCACAGGAAAUUUUUCCGGCUCCAGGAAUUGUCUCCCGGUCCUCAAUUUACUUUUAUAGGAAACUUUUGCCCGAUUAACUGAAUAAAUGGAUUAUAGAUGUGGAACUAAAUAUGUUCGAGCCAGCAAGGCGGAAUAAAGACUAAGUCUUUUUUUUCACUGAGGGCGUAGAUCGGGUUUUUUUUUUAAUACAACCGAGACCAAAGCUCGCCUGGGAUUAAAGCAAUGAUGCUAAGAUCGGAGGAACGUUACACAGAACUGGACUGCCUUGAACACACGAGGGUGGUAGUGAUCCGUGUUAGAUCACAUCAGAUGAUAUCACGUUAAAUGUCAGCUGAUGCCGAGGAGUAAAAGACAACGAUGCUGCUUGCUCUAGGCAUCGUAUGGCUGACGUGCAAAACCGCUGUUGUGGCCAGCACGUGCUUCUUCUCAGAUCACCUGAAAAACAACGAGUGGCACUACAAAGUAAAAUCGGGACAGGGUGCCAGACAGAUUCUGCAGUUCAGCGGCGACGUCUUAGUGAUGAAAAAUCUUCAAGUUCCUGGGGAUUCCUACGAGCUUAACUGUGUAGAGAGGCGUGGUGAAUAUGCCUUUCUUUUUGAAUCCAACUCCGCAACGAGAAAACAAUUCAAGUGUUUUGAAUUUUUGGAGAGAGGCAAGUCUAUUUUACAAAUGCGAGUUUCCUCUUUCUCCGAAAAUACGGAUGUGUGUGAUGAUAGAAAGUUAGUAUUGGAUGAGUGGUUGUUAGUUUCGUAUAAAGAGAUGGACAAAGAAAUUGGACGGUGUCCGUUUAGUGGGGGUUUCAAUUUAAAGAUGCGUGAUUCUGAUGGUAACGCCCAUGGUUGUAACUUCAUGGAACUUCCUAUGAGGCUAGAGAUCGAGUGUAUAGCAGGGGAGGGAAUGACUUUUGACUUCCGGAGGAGUGAAUGUACAUACUUUGUCCCAAUGAAUAUCUAUCAAAAGACUUUUUGUGUUACAAACUGGUAUACAAAGAAUUUCAUAUUUGUAGUUAUCAAAGCCGUUAAUGGCGACGGUAUAUGGAUUAUGAGAGUACCAAAACGGGAUUUGGGUUAUUAUAAUAAUCAGAUCAUAGUGGAAUUGUUUCCCGAUUUGAUUUCGAGUGACUCGAAUACGAACAGCAACGUAGAGAAAUCGUAUUCUCUAACAUUAAAAAAAGAAGUACAACGAAGUUUUUGUGCAGACGAGUACGAAUCUUGCUCUACAAGGUUGUGUUCUCCAAUGGACAAACGCCAGUGUCCAAAAUCCUGUGGAUCGUGCGAUCCAAAUUCAGUUCUACCGAUCUGCUCAUUUCCUCGAAGGUUUCUUGGCGAAUGGUACUCACAGGAUAUCGAUGGUACGAGGAGGGUCAACAUCAGUGACUCUACUCUCUCUGUCGACGACGUAGGGGAGUUCUCUUGUGUUCAUUUUGAAGAUUCUCCGUCUCGUUCUACGAGAAUGUAUACAACGGAAUCGGUCUACUUUAACGGAUGUAGACCUCGGUACACCUGCGUGUCAUUUAAGCGUCUGGGGAAAUCUGUGCUUGGAUACAGCAUCAGCCAAAGUUUCGUUUGGCCCAUUACUUUAGACAGCCCCGGGAAGACUAUUUGCGACGAAUCCCGCUUUAGACCGGACGAAGAGCCUGUGGGUGACUUGUACCACUCCUACCCAAACUCCUUCAAGCCAAUCAUCUCCGUGUCACGAACUUUCAAAUCCACGUCAUGCGAUUUACCGUCAGUGUUCACUUUCACUGCGCAGUUUGGUGAAAACAAAAGUUGUCCUGGUGAGAUAUAUCAGGAUUGUGUAGACUCAAGUGUAUUUCGCUUAGAGUAUCACAACUGUAGAUAUGUGACAAUAAAGUCUUUUACCUAUUAUUGUGCAGCAACGUUCAAAGAGAAUUACUGGGAGAAGCUUGUGAUUUUGCAAAGUGCUACGGAGUCCAAAGACUCCAAGUGUUUAUCUUUCUCGACUGUUUAUCCAGAUCGUGCUUUCUUACUUCCUACUAGUCAUUGUGACGUGUACGCCUGGCAGUACGUAGACGCCAACAUUCGCCAAUCGUUGGUUGAAUUCUCGAUACAUUCCACCGGUGAAACUUGUAAGACGAUUCCGACAACGACGUCAGCGACGAUGAUGACAACGACAAGCCUCGAGACACAGUCAUCGUCAACGACGACAGACAGCUUUCCCAUCGGACAACGUAAGCCGGACAUUUCAAUAGAGUCAGCUGUGCAGAGCGACUCCAACGGGGAAAAGGACAAAUAUCAAGAACUUAUUAAAACGACAAAGUCUCCGACCAAGGACGAACCGCCGGACAUUCUAGACCAUAAGCUACAGACAGUAGAAGAGAGAAUCCGCGAAACUAGUCACUCCGAGAGAUGCCACGUUUAUGUUGUCAACUUAAUUUCUGUUGUAUUGUUUUAUUAUUUGAUUGUCUGAAAUGUAUUAUACUCCCGGUAGCUGUACAUAUUGGCAUUCGGUUUUUUUUAUUCAAACAUUUGUUGUUAUUUAUAUCGUUUUGUACACAAGUGCUAUCUUGGCUGUGAACUUAAGCUAAGACAAAUGAUUUCAUGAACUUUUAUUCUGUAUCAUACAUAGAAAGGAACAUGAUCGUUCUUUACUUAGACUUUGUUAAUUAUUGUCAAGAAAAUAAUCAUGAAUUUAUUUAUGAUAUCAUGAUAUUUGUAAGUAAGUUAUAUUUUUUUUAAAUUCACACCACCCUAAAAGGCUGUAUACUUUUAAUUUUGUUUAGCAAUGUAUUUAAUUUGAAUUCUUAUUAAUUGAUUAAUUCAUUCGUUCAUUCAUUCAUUCAAAACAUUCUGAACUAAAGAUUGAUUUGCAUUAUUAUAAAUAGAUAUAUUUGAGAUAAGAACACUGAUGAUGCCAGAUCUUUUGAUCCAACGUUACACCCUUUACCGAUUUCAUUACAACAAUAUAUCGAUCGAUUGUCGGUUCCGAUAUUCUCAAAUUAAAACUUUUCAAAGACUUUUGUUCUGAGGCUCUUGGUCUUGUUACGUGCCAUUCUCUCAUUAUCGUACAAUCAAACGAAAUGAGAGAGAAAGAAUCAAACGGAAACACACCUGGUACGACUUAUUCUUUACCUCUUUCAUCCAUUUCAAAAAAAUUGAAAAUUAGAUGUAAUCUAAUUCCAUUGCAGUCAUAAAUCAAGCACCUCCUCAUCGUACAGAGAUGUUCUUUGAUGAAAAAACAAAAUCGAUCACGAAGUUUAAUUUUUCCAUUGAGUAAACGUGUUCGUUUGUGUCGCUUGGUAAUCGAAUUUGCAGCGAAAAUGACACAGAAUUGUUUAUUAAUUCAAUUGAACAUUUUGUUUUAUGCAAGAUUCCUUCAGAGUAAAGGAAUGUGUAUGUUUAUUGUACAGUGAUACCAUUUUUCCAUCAGAUCAUUGAAUUAAAGAGAAUAAACACA
Magallana angulata is the source of this 3557-nucleotide messenger RNA. RefSeq lists its product as uncharacterized. The record is from RefSeq and is a predicted model, not a curated record. Bases 498 to 2570 code for a protein of 690 amino acids. NCBI's taxonomy places the organism in Eukaryota, Metazoa, Mollusca, Bivalvia, Ostreida, Ostreidae. The transcript is spliced from 3 exons.